Molecule: messenger RNA, 1086 nt
Organism: Orussus abietinus
Lineage: Eukaryota; Metazoa; Arthropoda; Insecta; Hymenoptera; Orussidae
Gene: Sf3a2
Product: splicing factor 3A subunit 2
Exons: 3
Coding region: 145-969 (274 amino acids)
Biological process (GO): spliceosomal complex assembly
Cellular component (GO): nucleus; catalytic step 2 spliceosome; U2-type prespliceosome
Molecular function (GO): nucleic acid binding; zinc ion binding
Source: RefSeq, a predicted model, not a curated record
ACCCUGCUUGGACAGAACGUCCUAACCUAACAAGUGUUGAUAGGACUCAUUCGAGAGUAUAUUAAUCGUUCAACCAGAUUUAACUGAAAAGAAAAAAAUUCUGUUUACUCAUCUACAUUUAAAUAAGGCACUUCGCAUCACGAAAUGGAUUUUCAAAACCGACCUGGAGGAAAAACCGGUGGAGGAGGAGUGGCAUCAUGGUCAGAGAGUAAUCGCGACAGGAGGGAACGCCUUCGGCAACUUGCUCUCGAAACGAUAGAUCUUAAUAAAGAUCCAUAUUUUAUGAAAAACCAUUUGGGCUCGUAUGAGUGCAAGCUAUGCUUGACUUUGCAUAACAAUGAGGGCAGUUAUCUGGCGCACACACAGGGAAAAAAGCAUCAAGCUAAUUUAGCCAGAAGAGCUGCAAAGGAAGCUAAAGAGGCACCGCAAACAUUAGCUCCCGAGAAACCUAGAGUUGAACCGAAAAAGUUUGUCAAAAUCGGACGACCUGGCUACAGGGUUACAAAACAGAGAGAUCCCGAGUCUGGGCAGCAAAGUUUGCUUUUUCAAGUUGAUUAUCCCGAAGUUGCCGAUAACGUCAUUCCCAGGCACAGGUUUAUGUCUGCCUAUGAACAACGUGUAGAACCUCCAGAUCGUAAAUGGCAAUAUUUAUUGUUUGCUGCAGAACCUUAUGAAACUAUAGCAUUCAAGGUUCCUAGCAGAGAAGUGGAAAAGGCAGAGGGAAAAUUUUGGACUCACUGGAACAAGGACACUAAACAGUUUUUCCUUCAGUUUGCAUUUAAAAACGAGAAACCUUCUGUUGGUAAAGUUCCACCACCACCGGUUCCAUUAAUUCGUCCAGGUCUUCCACCUCCGAUGAUGCCAGUACCUCCACCACCCCGACCGCCUAUGUUUAACCCAGUUCCACCUCCUCCAGCUCUGUUAGCUACAGGAUUACAAAUACCACCCCCUCCACCUCAUGUAACAUAACAAUCGUAAGAAUCAAAGACUAAAACAAAACUUAAAUUAUGCUGAAUUCAUUUACAACUCUUAGUUACGAAGUUUAACAUUUGGAAUAAAUAAAGGUACAUUCACACACCUAAUGUG